AUGUCCGCAGAAAGCGUCGCCAAGGCGUUGUAUUCCACGUGGAUAAGCCGCUUUGGAUGUCCACAUCGCAUCACAACGGACCAAGGGCGCCAGUUCGAGUCGCAGUUGCUGACCUCGCUAACGAACUUACUUGGAGUUCGACGUUGUCGCACCACUCCUUACAGGCCCCAAGCUAACGGUCUCAUGGAGCGGUGGCACAGGACGUUGAAAGCUGCCAUAAUGCGCCACGAGACAGACAAUUGGUACGAUCUGCUGCCAACCAUUCUGUUAGGCCUCCGGAGCGGAGUCAAAGAGGACUUAGGGUGUUCCCCAGCAGAAUUGACGUACAGUUCCCAAAUACGACUGCUCGGGGAGUUUUUCUUCGAUACCAAAAUCGCCGUCGACCCCAUGUCGUUUGCAGGAAAUCUCCGCCAGCAAAUGCGCGAUUUGCGACCUACGCCUGCGACAAACCACGACGUGCACAAGAAAGUUUUCGUGCACAAGGAACUGUCGAAGUGCUCGCACGUUUUUCUACGAGACGACGCAGUCCGCAGACCGUUACAACCCCCGUAUACUGGCCCUCACAAAAUCAUACAACGCAACAACAAAACUUUCAAAAUCGACGUCAACGGCAGACAAGUCACCGUCAACGUCGACCGGGUGAAGGCCCGCGUUUUUGUUGCAGGACUCAGAAUACAUCUACACUCCAACAAUUCCCCAACCCCUUACUCCACCUAG
Molecule: messenger RNA, 717 nt
Organism: Tribolium castaneum (red flour beetle)
Lineage: Eukaryota; Metazoa; Arthropoda; Insecta; Coleoptera; Tenebrionidae
Exons: 1
Coding region: 1-717 (238 amino acids)
Biological process (GO): DNA integration
Molecular function (GO): nucleic acid binding
Source: RefSeq, a predicted model, not a curated record